Molecule: messenger RNA, 471 nt
Organism: Suillus subaureus
Lineage: Eukaryota; Fungi; Basidiomycota; Agaricomycetes; Boletales; Suillaceae
Exons: 2
Coding region: 1-471 (156 amino acids)
Source: RefSeq, a predicted model, not a curated record
AUGGAUAUUGCUGGUGUCUACGUUCAGGAAGCUGCAAGGUUGUAUUUCUUGAUGCAGACCAGUUAUCUGCAAGCCACGUUCUACGACUCCAGGGGUUCGGCGACUGAGCUCAACAAAACAUUUGUUGGUAUGCUUGACACUCAGACGAGCAGGGCUGCGUAUUGGCGCUGCAUUUCUAGGCAAAUGUCAAGUAUGCGGCAUUCCACUGCACGAGCCCUAGUAUCUGCAUUUCUGCAAGGCGAAAUACUGGAACGGCCAGUAUCAAAGCGAACCGCCAAUAAAGAAACUGAUACUCCCAUGAUGCGAGAGAAAGACACCCUCCAGUGCGCACUAGGACGAGAUGCCUCGUCUAUCCCCCACCUCCUAACCGACUCCGAAGCAAUCCCACGUUUAGCAAGAUAUGUUAACUCCACGCAUCGCCUAAAGACCACAUUCGGUGAGGUCCCGCUAUCCAAGAAACGAAAGAACUGA